CACCUGACUUCGGCCGCGUCAUUGUGCAAGGAUACCCGAAUGUGGGAAACCGAUGUUUUGGCAGUACGUAUCCUGCUGCUGAAUAGCACCGAUUAGGGACUGUCGCCAGUCAGUCUCUCGGAGGUACUCGUCGGGAUCGGAUAUACACCGUGCAGAGGAGAUACUGCGCUUUGCAGUCCCUGGCUCCUGGUUGAUUCGUGUGGAAAGUAAUCGAAUUCCAACCGCAGUCGAAUGAGAAUUGAUUGAUACGCGGGGGAAUACGUCGUGUAGUGUCAACGGUUUUCUCCUAGGUGGAAAUUGAUAGGUGCGAGUGCGGUUUUUGUUCCUACGGGAGGGAAGCGCGUGUGUGUGCAACAAUACCGGGAAAAGUUUUCCUCCCCUUGCGGAAAGUUCCGCUUGCUCCCUUUGUUAUUGUUUUUGAGGAUGCUGCUCUAAAUGACAGUGACCGUACUGACGACGAUGAUGAUUUGAAGUUACUUUUUUUGCGUUACACUGCUCAACCUCGUUUUGCUAUCCGCGGAACGCAGCGUGCAAUUUGCCGUUUUGAAGAAAAACAGGCAAAACGACAAUAGUGACAGUGGUGUGAUGAUUGUUCGAGCAAAAAAUAAGCAAUGAUGAUGAUGAUGAUGCUGGAGAAUUGAGAAAUCCGGGAAAACGUGCAGAUGCAGCCAGCGGAUGAGAAAAAGGUGUUUUAUGAGCGUUUAUGUGCAGUUGUUUCGUGCCAAAGGGAAGAGUAGUUUUUGUUCUGAUUGUUUAUUUUUUGUGUUGCCUUCGAGACUUUGUUACUGAAAGUGUGCUGAAAUCAAUAUCCUGGCCAGAGCGUUGAAUGUCAUUAUCCCGCCAGCAGCUCCAGCGGGAACGACAAUUGUGAGCAUUGACAACCGGCAGUCGGUCUAACGGAAACAUAUUUUGAAAUUCUUGGGUAUUGCUUUGAUAAUGCGACACAAUAGAAGCAAUUAGGAAUUUGAGAGCUCUUGGAAACGAGGAAUGAGAUUGCGGACGGAGCCGUCAGCUACAACGAGACUUCUCGGAGGCAACCAUAUAUAGGAAGCACCCAUUAAUCAUCAAUCAUUGACAACAUUAAAUGUUCCAUUAGCAAUGAAAACUCACUUCGGCAAAGUCAGCAAGAAACAAUUAAUCAAUCGCAGAAACAAGAAAAGCACCCCCAUGUUCCUCCAACGCGGCAUUCGAUGCCAAGAAUUGUUUUCGAAAUAAUUAAUUGUACCGCAGUACAAUACCUAGUACGUGCCCACCGCUUGCUAUCCUGGCCACCUCCGCCGCCUGGCCCUGAACGUUUUUGGCCAUGAAAAACACCCCAGCAUCGGGCACUUAGGGUGUGAAGUGUAUGCGUCCGUGUUUUACGCCUGAGAACGCCCCAAAUACCAUUCGGCGGUGGAAAACCACAAUCCAGCAUUGUUUGCCGCGUGAUACUCACUCAACUUGAAAUUCAACGGUAUUAAAUCAUUAUUUAAUGACGGUGCGUUGCCUAUCCAUCAGGUGUCACGUUCGGUGCUUAGCAGACCGGAAAUCGAUGCAUGUGUAGCUGAUAUCAAGGCUAUCGACGACAGAAGUGAGUGGAACUGAUGCUGUACUUAUUGUGGAUGCUGCUCAGUGUGUGAGUUUAUCAAGCCCAUAGUUUAGCACCCCAACUGCUAAAUACGUCAGGAUUCAGGGUUGCAUUGGCAACCGCUGCAAGUAUAGGGUGACACCAACUAAGUGACAAAUUCCAAAACAAUGUUGAUAAUACACACAAUAAAAUUAAUUCUGAUCACAUUAAACAUUCUACCGUACCGGUUCACUCAUCGAAAUGUCCUGUUCCUGAUCUACCUGGGGACGCUCGUCACACACGUGUUUAUGGACGAGCCACGAUUCGCACAGCCAAUCCCAAAUGUGACAGUAGCUGUAGGACGCGACGCUAAUCUACCUUGCGUUGUGGAACACCUUGGAUCGUACAAGGUGGCGUGGAUUCACAUCGAUCGUCAGAUGAUACUGACGAUACAUCGGCAUGUGAUCUCCCGCAUCCCUCGGUAUAGUGUGACCUACGACAACUCCAACACGUGGUUGCUGCAUGUCAACCAGGCGCAGCAGGAUGAUCGGGGAUACUACAUGUGCCAAGUGAACACAAACCCAAUGAUCAGCCAGGUUGGCUAUCUGCAAGUCGUUGUUCCUCCAAACAUACUGGACAUCGAGAGCACACCCUCCUCGGUGGCUGUGCGGGAAAACCAGAACAUCAACAUGACAUGUCGAGCCGAUGGUUUUCCCACGCCAAAGAUCAUCUGGCGACGCGAGGAUGGCCAAAGCAUCACAGUCGAGCGCAAAAAGAAAGUGAUGGUUUACGACGGCGAGGUGCUCCAUCUGACGAAAGUGAGCCGAAACGAGAUGGGUGCUUAUCUCUGCAUCGCAACUAAUGGUGUGCCGCCAUCAGUGUCUAAGCGGAUUAUUCUCGACGUAGAGUUUUCCCCCAUGAUCUGGGUACCAAAUCAGCUGGUAGGUGCUCCACUAUCUACUGAUGUCACCAUAGACUGUCACACGGAAGCACAUCCGAGAGCGAUCAUCUACUGGGUCUACAACUCCGUGAUGGUACUUCCGAGCAAAAAGUAUAUAAUCGAUUACAACGAAAACUCAUAUCGAGCACACAUGAAGCUGACCAUUAAAAAUUUAUCGCUCGGAGACUUUGGGAAUUAUCGAUGUAUAUCGAAAAACUCCUUGGGGGAAACCGAAGGAUCGAUACGAGUAUACGAAAUUCCUCUACCUUCGACGCCAUCAAAACAAAUAACACACGUAAUGGAACCAAAGGAAGUGCCACCGCGAAACGAAACCAUUAAGGUCGUCCCACCCGAGGUGCUGUUUCCAAUUAAGAACGACGACAGCUACGCGCAGCGCUCCUCUAAUGGUAUCCCGUUCGAACGCAAGGGUUUGGCAAGCUUCUACACCGAUAUGCCACCGAAGGAUUUCGGCUACUCGCACGCCGGCACCCUCCGAUGUAAGUCUGCAGUCUACUACACGCUGAUCAAAAUUGUUAGCAUAUCCUCAUCGCUCACCUACUCCUACUGCAUCGCCAACCAGUUGUUUCUGUAAACAAUAGAUUAGGCUCCGUUAUUGAGCCCACAAAUGUAAAAUAUCAGCGCGUUGAAUCGAGCGAGAACACAAGACAUCCUGUGAGCCCUCCCUUCUCUUAUAUCACUAGAUAAUUGUUCCAAACCGCCCCUCUUGUUUUCAAACCGACAUAUCGUAAAUUUGUAAAUUGUACACACAGAUCUUUGAUCGAGGCUAAACAAGUGAUACUCUAGUCAAAUUAUGGAAAAAACAAACUCAGUAACACGAAUUGCCAACGAUAUCCCAGUAUUCUCACAGAACCAAACCAACUCAAAAAACCAAGCUCUUAGAUUAGGGUUAAAGUAUUUUAGUGCAUCCCCAACAAAAAAAAACGAAUAUAACGAACGAAAAAAAACUAAUAGGAUGUUGAACUGACCAGAGUCAUUCGUGAAUUGAUGCUACUUGAAUUUAGUAAAGGCGCUUUUUGUUGCGAGAAAAUCAUUGAAAAAAAAACAGAAAUCUAUAUAUAUUUACAGCAUCAUAAAAAUAGGCCGAUUACAGAAUGUAUCAUAAAUUAGGCAAAACCGAACGAAUCAAACCAGUUGUUAAUUAGAUGUAACUAAUAGGUAUUUAGACGCAAAUGCAUAAUAGGAAUGUUAACAGAUCGCGCUUCGAACGCCCCCAACAAUGUACAUAUAAUAUUGCCCCCCGCUAAUUCAGUCGUGUUUAGGCGCCAAUUUGUAAAGAUCAGAGGAAACUAAGAAAGCCAAAGUUCGUUUGUGAUGACCAGAGGUGGAAGGCACGAAAGAAUGGGAAUGUCACCGUGUUUGGCAAACUGCGAAACGGAAUAGCUAACGAUGGUAUUAUUUUAGAAAUCUUUUAUCGUGAAUAUACCGUUUGAGCCAGCAUAAAUAUCACACAAAACUAACGAAGAUCAUAUCGAUAAGUGAUGCAUAUCGACACGAAUGCAGACGAGAAGGAACGCGGUUCGAUUGAGUGUACUAUUAAGGAGAUAUUUUUGUUAACUUGAAACAUGAAUGAAUAUUACGAAAAAGGAGCAAAUAAAAUGUAAGAAAAUAUUUGAUUUGAAUAA
Molecule: messenger RNA, 4129 nt
Organism: Toxorhynchites rutilus septentrionalis
Lineage: Eukaryota; Metazoa; Arthropoda; Insecta; Diptera; Culicidae
Gene: DIP-delta
Product: lachesin
Exons: 12
Coding region: 1735-3078 (447 amino acids)
Cellular component (GO): neuron projection
Source: RefSeq, a predicted model, not a curated record